ACCUUAGUUGCCUCCACAACAACAUUACUGUCGAGCCACUCAGAAGAGGAAAAAAAACUGCAGUGCUGGUUGAAAGCUGUUAAGCCUGCACUCGCCUUCCUGUGGCCCCGGGCUUGAGAACCUCUUUCUGAUUGCAGCUUGUCCAUGUGACUUGGUUUCCGUUGCCUGCCUGCUUCCGUGAAUAGUAAAAAGAGGCAUCAGUGCUUCAGAGAGAGCAGAGGAAGGCAGCUGAACUUCACACAUGAGAACGCACUCUGCAGCAGCGAGCCAACCAGCGAUAUGGUCAGGGGAUCAACCAUCAGUGGCUUGGGAAAUCUACACCUAACCACCAGUCAGUAAGGAUGUUAAAAUGCCAGUCCACAGCCUCACUCCCAUCCUGCUUUGCUUGUUACCCGUGUGGAUAAUCCUGACACCAGGCUCAUGUCAUCCACAGCUCAGCCCAUGCCAGCUGAUACAAAGAUCAGCACUGUGCAACAAUGCAAACCUCUCCUCUGUGCCUUCAGGACUCCCACACAACACAGAGGAGCUUCAGCUCAACUUCAAUCAUAUUCAGACACUACAGGAUGACUCCUUCCUUGGUUACCCCUCACUGAAAACCCUGAGCUUUGCUUGUAACAGUCUGGAGAAAUUAGAAUCAAACACUUUUCAAAACUCAAAGUUGUUAGAAAGCCUUAAUUUAGCAAAUAAUAAACUUUAUAUUGGCUACGCAGAAACCAGCUAUGCAUUAAAAAAGCUACCUGGUCUUAAAGCUCUAGAUCUGUCUGAGAAUGAACUUCAUGACGAAUUUGUCACCAUACUUCUCCAAAAUCUGACGUCCAUAGAGUACCUCAAUCUCUCUGGAAACCUCCUGCAAAGACUUGACGAGACCUCAUUCAGUGACCUACACCAGCUCAAAGAACUGGACCUGCAGAGGAACAUCAUGUUUGAGCUCGAUGGCGCCUUCAACAGCAAUCCCAAGCUCCAGCGGCUCAACUUGGCCUUCAACUAUCUGCCUUGCCUAACUGACUUCCACAUGACCCAGCUGGUAGUCCUCAAUGUCAGCCACAACUUCAUUGAGUGGUUCAUCUCUAAUGACCUCAAUGAAACUUUCCAGCUAGAGACUCUAGAUCUGUCAAAUAACAAACUGCUUUUCUUUCCUUUCUUGCCCAGUCAUAGUAAAUUACGAAACCUUCACUUGUCCCACAACAGCAUUAGGUUCUAUGACCACUUGACAGACAAUGGCACGUCUCUGAACUCGACUACAACUGUUGAGUUCUACAAUCUGAAGAAUCACAUGAGAAAUGUGACUGCUCAGCUGUGGGACGAUGGUCUUCACGGUGACAUCUCCUCUCUUGAGAUUUUGGAUCUAAGAGGAAAUCAGGUGGAGUAUUUUCCUGUAGGAUUCAUCCAGAAAAUGCCCACCCUGUCCAGACUUCAAAUGUGCACAAACUGUCUGGAAACCUUAAAUCUAACUUCUGAGCAGUUCUCUGGCAGCUUGUAUGAGUUGGACAUCAGCAACAACAGGCUUAACCAGAUUGUGUCAGAUAAAGGUACGCUGACCACUCUUGGCAAUCUGACAUACUUUAACCUUAGCCUGAAUUUUCUUGAGAGGUUACCUUCAAGAUUGUUUUCCUCACUGCCAAGCCUCAGGUCAGUGGAUCUCAGCUAUAACCACAUUAAUAUUUGUCUUUCUGAAGAAGCUGAGAUCAGUACAGACUCAGCUUGUGUGGACUGGAAAAACGUUGUGUCCCUUGGGCAGCUUUACCUCAAAGGAUGCAACAUCAAAAUAAUUCCAUCGGCAGCGUUUACAGGGUUGUUGCUAACGCACUUGGAACUGUCCGAUAACCCAAGGCUCAUUAUCCAACAAUCAAUACAAACUCUCAGCAGAACUUUACAGCAUCUAGGUUUAGGAAACACUCACAUACAAGACUUUGACUUCUCCCUUUUCACAAGUUUGAAGUUUUUAAACAUGUCACAGAACUCUCUUGCCCAUCUUCCCCCCUCUCUCCUAAAUCUUGACCUGGAAGUGCUCGACCUCAGGGACAAUAGACUGUCCACUAUCCCCUCAGGUCUGGCUAACGCAUUAGCUACAAAACUUCACAUUGUUUUCCUCACAGGAAAUCCAUUCAACUGCUGCCAGACAGAAUGGUUCAGGACAUUUGAAACAACAAAAACGAUCAAUGUGGUUGGACUGUCAGACAUUGAAUGUGAAGAUCCCUUAAGAGAAACAUACAGAGUGCAGGGUUUACAGCCAUCUGUGUGUUCGGAAGAAAGUGGGGAAUCUAUAUUCUGGUACAUUCUGCUUUUUGUACCCCUGUGUUUUUCAUUUGUGGGCAUUUCCAUUAUUGCUGUCCUCACCUUCAAGCCCAAAAUGCUACAAAAAUCAAUCAAAAAGAGGUGUUUGAAGCCCACAUCUUACUGAUACUUUAUAAGCCCUAAAAAAACUGUCUUUGUACAGUUGUUAUUGAGAAAUGUAACUGAAUAUAUUUUGGAAAUAAAUAAAUUAAUGAAGGAA
Molecule: messenger RNA, 2494 nt
Organism: Lates calcarifer (barramundi perch)
Lineage: Eukaryota; Metazoa; Chordata; Actinopteri; Centropomidae
Gene: nrros
Product: negative regulator of reactive oxygen species
Exons: 3
Coding region: 350-2401 (683 amino acids)
Cellular component (GO): extracellular matrix
Molecular function (GO): protein binding
Source: RefSeq, a predicted model, not a curated record